ACGGCUCUCAGUAUCAAUAUCAUCAUUCCAUUUCCCGACUUCUCCAUGCAAUAUGCAAUCAUAGAUCACGCCAUUAAACUCAUUAGGUCAGCAGGUCGCGGCGCCUGGCUCUCCAAAGCCGACAUCACCAGCGCUUUCAAAGUUCUACCUAUUCACCCCGACUUCUGGCGCUUCUUUGGCGUAGUUUGGAAAGGUGCCUUUUACUUCACCGUCCGCCUCACGUUCGGGUGCUGUAGCAGCCCCAAAAUUUUCGAUUCCCUGCCCGAAGCCCUCUGCUGGAUCCUUAUCAAUACCUAUAAACUCCCCUACGUCAUACAUCUUCUAGACGACUUCCUGGUCGUCACUCCUCCAUCUUCCCCUCCUCGUUCCGGUCUUAACGCCCUAACUCAAGCCUUUUCCCAGCUGGGAAUUCCCCUCUCAGAGGAGAAAACMGUCGGUCCGCGCACCUCUUUAGAGUUCCUAGGCAUCACUCUGGACUCUUUAUCUUUCCAAGCUUCCCCAUCACCCAAAAGAUCAACAGAAAUUAGACAGAAAUUAAUCCUGUCUAAUUUCUUACUCGCCGACAAAUGUUCUAAACAGCUGCUCUCUCUCCUCGACCAUCUAAACUACGCUAUUCGAAUCAUUCCGCAGGAAAAAUCCUUCAUCUCUCACCUCCUGUCUAAAGCGGCCAGCAUUCCCUCCCUUCACGGUUCUCUCGCCAUCGAUCACUCCUGCAAAUUAGAAAUGCGUCUGUGGCACUACUUUCUUUCAUCCUGGAACGGAAUUUCUUUCUUCUACAACGAUUUCCUCACCUACCCUGAAGACAUACAACUCUUUACCGACGCAGCUCCCUCAAUCGGUUUCGGCGGUUAUUACAAAGAAAAAUGGUUCGCCGACACAUGGCCGCUCGAGUUUAAGUCUCUUCAGAACGCCUCGGCCCCUCCUUCUUCCACUCUCUUCGAACUUUACCCCAUCCUCAUCGCUGCGAUCCUUUGGGGUCACGAAUGGUCUAAAAAAAAAAAUCCAUCCUCAUUCAUUCAGACAGCACGGCAGUAG
Molecule: messenger RNA, 1035 nt
Organism: Poecilia reticulata (guppy)
Lineage: Eukaryota; Metazoa; Chordata; Actinopteri; Cyprinodontiformes; Poeciliidae
Source: RefSeq, a predicted model, not a curated record